ACAGGUUUCAUCUUUGCCACCAUGUCUCGCCUGUCUCGUCUGAAGGCUUCGGCAUUGCUAUUGGCUUUGUUCCUGCCCUCACCGCUGGCAACAGUAGAUGGCAACAUGGGUCCACCUGGGACUGGGGCGGCCUCUCCGGAUGGUGGCAACCAUACAAAAAAGUGCCUGGAGGCCACCGAGUGCCAGGAAGGGGUGAUCUUGCCAGUGUGGCUCCCCCAGAACCCUUCCGUGGGUGAUAAAGUAGCAAGAGCCAUUGUCUACUUUGUGGCACUGAUCUAUAUGUUCCUGGGUAUGUCCAUUAUUGCUGACCGCUUCAUGGCCUCUAUUGAAGUCAUCACCUCCCAGGAAAAGGAAAUCACCAUCAAAAAGCCCAACGGGGAGACAACCACAACCACCAUCCGCAUCUGGAACGAGACUGUCUCCAACUUGACCCUGAUGGCUUUGGGUUCUUCUGCACCUGAGAUCCUUCUUUCCAUCAUUGAAAUUGUGGGCCACGGCUUCCACGCUGGAGAUAUGGGGCCCAGCACCAUCGUCGGAAGCGCUGCCUUCAACAUGUUCAUCAUU
Molecule: messenger RNA, 564 nt
Organism: Sceloporus undulatus (fence lizard)
Lineage: Eukaryota; Metazoa; Chordata; Lepidosauria; Squamata; Phrynosomatidae
Product: sodium/calcium exchanger 3-like
Exons: 1
Biological process (GO): sodium ion transmembrane transport; calcium ion import across plasma membrane
Cellular component (GO): axon; postsynapse; sarcolemma
Molecular function (GO): calcium:sodium antiporter activity
Source: RefSeq, a predicted model, not a curated record